Messenger RNA from Arabidopsis arenosa, 1465 nucleotides. Lineage: Eukaryota; Viridiplantae; Streptophyta; Magnoliopsida; Brassicales; Brassicaceae. The record is from the annotation of a GenBank genome assembly.
UGGUGAUAAAAAAAUUAGCAGACUUAGGGUUGACUUAAAAAAGACUCUUAUUACAUUAGUCGACAAGUAAAAACACGUGGCAUAUGUUGCGAGUGCGUAGAGUUAACUAAAGACUGUAAAGACGGAGAGAUUCUUCUAGAGUCAGUUCUUCUUCGUCAUCGUCUUCUUCCCCCAAAUCCUCUCGCUCUAGGGUUUCUCCUCUCGAUCCAUAAUUCUAGAUGACGAGGUUUAUAACUGAGACCUGUCAAAUAAGCUAAAGCUUCUUCUAAGGGCUUCAAGGAAAGGAUUUGCAUUGUUGUGCUCUUGGUUUGUGUCCACAGAAGGAAAGAAGAGUGAGAAGCUCAGGAUGUCAAGCAGUCGAAAUACCCACUGGUGUCACAGAUGCCAGCGUGCUGUCCGGCUUCACGGCCAAGAUCCUGUAUGCUCUUAUUGCGGAGGUGGAUUUGUUGAAGAACUUGAUAUGGCUGAAGCCAGCCCCUUUGAUAUGUUUAGAGCUCACAGUCACAGGGGUGUUGUAGAACGUGAUCCGACUUUUGAUCUCAUGGAUGCUUUCUCUGCGUUUAUGAGGAAUCGCUUAGCCGAAAGGAGUCACGACAGAGAAAUCAGGGGAAGAACCAUCAGUUCAGGUCCUGAAAACUUUCCUGGUCUGGCCCCUUUAUUGAUCUUUGGUGGCCAGGUCCCUUAUAGACUAUCUGGAGACAAUGCAGUUGAAGCCCUCUUCAAUGGCGGAUCACCUGGCAUUGGCAUUACACGUGGUAACACCGGCGACUACUUCUUCGGUCCAGGUCUUGAAGAAUUGUUCGAGCAGCUUUCAGCUGGCACUACUCGCCGAGGCCCACCACCCGCACCGAGAUCAUCAAUAGAUGCAUUGCCAACCAUCAAGAUUGCGCAGAGGCAUCUCAGAUCAUCAGACUCGAACUGUCCUGUGUGCAAAGACGAAUUCGAACUGGGAUCAGAAGCAAAACAGAUGCCAUGCAACCACAUCUAUCAUUCUGACUGCAUUGUCCCGUGGCUGGUUCAGCACAACUCUUGCCCGGUCUGUCGCCAAGAGCUACCAUCAGCUAGAGGACCUUCAAGCAGUCAAAACAGAACCACCACCAGAAACUACAGAAGUAGUAGUAGUAGUAAUAGCAGUAGUAACAAUCGUGAGAACGGCAAUGAAAGAAGGAAUCCUUUCUCUUCCUUCUGGCCAUUCCGUUCGUCAGGUUCAAGCUCAAGCUCCAGUCAAAACCGUGGAGGCACAAGAAACUCGGAUACAACCGAUGAGAACCAUAAUUACCAUCAACAGCAACAGCAACAAUCAUAUAUGGGUUACAGUGGCUGGCCUUUUGAUUACUAAAAGUGAGAGCUAAAAAAAAAUCUUUGGUCUCAUCACGUAAUGCUUAUGAUUCUGUGUCUGCCUUGUGCUUCCCUCUCUAUCUCUCUCUCUCUCUUUUAUCAACAUAAAUAAUGGAGAACUGUAAUU